AUUUCUUGUAUAAAAACCAAAAACUCAAACACAAAAUUAUCAUAGUUCAAUUUAUUUUGUAUGCACAACUUUUCAAUAUACAAAAUGUUUGCAUUUAUAACAAUUGCUACUUUAAUAUCCAUUGCUUUCGCUGCACCACAAUCUGCACCAGCUGCGUCUUCUAAUAGUGAUGCAACAGCUGAAGUGAAAAGCUACACGGAUCAAAUCAAUCCUGAUGGAUCAUUUACUUAUCAAUUCGACACUUCCAAUGGUAUAGUUGUCCAAGAAUCGGGUUCUGCCAAUGGAACAGUCCAGGGAGCUAUUCAAUAUCAAUCGCCCGAUGGUGAACAAAUCCAAUUGACUUAUACUGCCGAUGAGAAUGGUUUUCAUCCUUCUGGUUCCCAUUUACCAACUUCACCACCAAUUCCAGAAAAUAUUGCUAGAUCAUUGGAAUAUAUUCAGGCUCAUCCACCAGCAGAUGAAACAAAACCACAAUAAAAUAUUUGUAAUAAUUUUCUGUUAUUGCGAAUAUUUUGAUAUUGCGAUCUAUUAACCUAGAGAUAAUAAGUUCUGUUCAGUUAUCUAUUAUAAACAUAUCAAAAGUUAAAUAAAUGUUUUUUAUUU
This is a messenger RNA of Eupeodes corollae, 603 nucleotides long. RefSeq names its product pupal cuticle protein Edg-78E-like. The record is from RefSeq and is a predicted model, not a curated record. Gene Ontology annotation, molecular function: structural constituent of chitin-based larval cuticle. The transcript is spliced from 2 exons. NCBI's taxonomy places the organism in Eukaryota, Metazoa, Arthropoda, Insecta, Diptera, Syrphidae. The coding region runs from base 61 to 477 and encodes 138 amino acids. Gene Ontology annotation, cellular component: chitin-based extracellular matrix.